CAUUGUUUCAAAACACACAAACCCUUGUUUCUUUGUAUUUUCUUUUCAAGGAGAGAGCUAGACUUUCUUGUAAAUUUUCAACAUUAAUAGCAACAGUUCACUGGGUUUUUUGAAGUUUCAAAGUUUUCCUUUGGACAUUGGCUCCCUUUUCGCUCAUUUAUGUCCAGUAUUACUUGACUAUUUGCAAAGAAAUGCUUUUUUUGUUAUAUUUUAUAUAGCCACUUAACACUGACCUAUUCCUGCAUAAGGAGGCACCUAACUCAAACAAUGGACCAGUUUAGAAGUCUUAGGAAAAUUAAACACAGGUUUAAAUGAUGAGUACUUCUAAUACUGCAACUACUAAAGAAAUUGUUAGAAUUUUUACUGUUAUUAUUACCUUUUGGUCAUUGUUUAUAGUUUCCCAAAACAUAUAUAUAAUGCUCAGAUUUACAGUUUAAAAUAAAACUGCAUAUAAAGAAAACUAAAGUACUAAAUGGGAAGGAGUAGUCUUUCAUCUUCUUACUUUCAACAUAUUCUAAUAUGCCUUAUCUUAGCUCCUCCAUAUUUGAUGACAACAGGUUAAAGGACAUUUUGCACAAAUGACUGAGAACAAGUUCAGAUUUAAAAAAAUUCCCAGCAUGCAUCUCUGCCACAACUGGUGCCGAAAGGCAGCUAUUUUAAUCAGUGGAGUGGAACCAAAGUGUAACAAAAAGUUAGACUUUGGUUCACAAUAAAGAACCAUGACAUAUAUGUUAUAUAACAUACAGCCUAACUCACAUAAUCUGUCAACUUUAACUUGAAUACUGUGAGCAUAAAUAUUCAGUUUAAUGUGUAGAGGCUAUUUUAUUUGUGUUGUUAUGUUAUGUUGACUGGAGCCUCCAUGUUUUUAUAGGGGGGACUGCCCUGGCCUCUCCUCCUUAGAAUGUGUGGCCUUAUUUAGUUCGUUGGUCACUUAUUCACACCUAUCCAAACUGGGUGAUGUGUCCAAGACUGUAGUAGUGUAGUUGAGUUAAUGAGAUCAUACUUCAGAAUCAGUUUUAGUAAGAAGGAGAUUAUUUCUUAGCACAUAAACAGAGUGUGGAGAGGACUUUAAGGACAUUAAAAAGAUGGCAUAGAAAGUCAGACGGAAAACUGUGGAAGAAAUUCCAAAUGUAUUCUCAAAAUGAUCAAUAAUAUAUAUUACUAAUAUAUUACUAAUGCUCCUUCAUACUUUUCUACCUGUUACCAACAUUAACAGAAAAAAAGGUUUAUAUGAAUGACUCGUAUAAACUCAUAUUUAAUGUCUUGAAAAAUAUAUAUAUAUCAAGAUUUGCAAUAAUGGUAAUUACUCAGUAGAAAAUGUGUGGUGCCACUUUACCUUCCAACAUUACUCCUUUGCACAGAAUUGACAGUAAAAAAAGGUAUUAUUUAUAUACUUCUUACUGUCUUAGUGCUUUCUACCAAACAUCUUAGUCCUUUCAAUGUAAAGAAUGCAAAAAAAACCAGCUUGUAGCUCUGCAUGCACCUGUCUCUUCAUGAUACAAACCAAAAGUGAAAGUAAUGUGAACACUUCUUAUACUGCGCUAAAGUAACAAAUACUUCACAUUGGCAACCUGUUUAAAUGCAAUAAUUUUGAAGCAUUAUGAAUAAAAGCUAACUCCAUAUUUAAGUGAAAAGAAAUAAGAUAAGCAGGGCUAUCUGUUUUUUAAAUGGUAAUAGCAGAAACUGAAAAACAUAAACACAGCACAAGUUUUAAAGUGUUCAACCUUGCAUGGACAGGGACAAGCAGAGUUCGGUUAUGCGGGUAGUGAUAUGCCUCACUGUUCACUCACUCUUUAUUAACUGGUUCUUAAACAAAGAGAAGAUGUUAUCUUAAACUGGAAAUUUCUGUUUAUUGCAGUGCAUUGAAAAACAAAUCAGACAAAAAAUGAAAUGUUAAAUGCAGAAAGGCUUGAAAACUUCAGUGCCAUUGUCUCACAGUGACAAAACAAAAACACUGAUAUACGUUUUCUUUUUUUAUAUUAUUCUUUUUUUUACUUCUCAAGAGACAGACACGGUUUUGAGUUUAGUUAAGCAUUAUGUGGUCAAACCAGUUUAGCUGCUGUGCAAGGUGUGUGCCAUUGUGUUCCUCCUUGAAUAAUUCUCACUCAACAGGCUGCAUUAGAGUGGAUGAAAGACAUGCAAGUAGGUGUUAAACUUGUUUAUCUAGGCACCGUUUACCAAAAGCAGCAACACAAGGAAUUUUUGACAAAGGCUGCUGUCCAAAAAACAGAACAAAAAACCCCAAAUAGGAACUGUUAACUGUUAAAGUACCACUCUGUGUACUGUUUAAGAAUACUUUAGUCUUAUAAAAGGUUGAACCUUGUUCUGAUUAAAAGAAAAACAAAAAACAAAAAAACCCAGAAAAAAACCUCCUUGUGGACUUUGAACUUUGUCGUUUGUGUUGGUUACACUGUAAUCAAGAAUUCGGAGCAGGAAGUUUUAGGAUUAUGCGCAUAGACAGGAACAGAAAGAGAGAGAGGCAGGGAGAGAGAGGGAGGGACUUGUCUUGAUUCAGUACAAUGACGUGCGGUGUGGUGCAAUUUUCACAUGACUCAAGCACUUGUGGGCUACUUUGGUAAGGUGUGGAGCUGAAUACCCAGUGGAAAUGCACACUUUGGAGUGGAUUACAACAUGAGGUUUUAAAGAAAAGAAAUAUGCAUAGAGGAAUGCUGUAGGACUGCUGCAGAUACCUAAAGAAGAAUGAUGGCUCUUGGAUGGUCCUUCUGGUGUAUUUUACUGAGUCUACACAUGCCAGUUCAUGGCUUGGAGAUUUUUGAACAUGACAGCCACAAAGUCAUUUGCUCAAAGGGUCUCUCUAAAUGCAAGAUGAAAGAUGAGAUGCCUGUUAAUCCCAGCAAAAACACUGUGGAUGUUCAGACACUAAAACCAGAUUUUAAGCUCUGCUGUACGAACAAGACAGCAUGUGCAUUAUGUUUGGUGAUAGACAUAGAGUUUAACAUCGAUCCAGAUGAAGACACAGAGGAUCAAGGCUCCUCUGGCUCAGAAAUGGAAGAAUACAGAGAAGACAAGAUCACUUCACAAGGGUCAUUGACAGUAUGUUAUUGCACAGACGCGUCCAUGCCAGAGUGCAAGAAGGUGGUGUUUACAGUGAAUCAUGAAGCUCUUACUCAACAAAACCAGCUAAAGAUCUCAGUGGUGAUUACUCAGUCAGAUGGCUUUCCCUUUGAAAUCUCCCUGAUUGUCCGUAGCUCAAGUAUAACUGAAAGGGUUGCUGCUCCUUCUUUUAAUGAAGUGUGCUCCCAGGAACUGCAGAAAACUUUACCAGAGUGUCAAGUGCCCAAAUUCACAUUUGCAGUAAACUCAAAGAUGAAUCAAGUGGAGCUGCAGCUUGAAGACGGGAAUAAGAUCCCCCCCUCGAUGUGCAUCCAGUACGAGCAGAAGGGAAGGUGUCAGAGUUGGAACAGGAUGACCCUACCACUGUACUCCGUAACCCGCUGCAUGUGUCUCCAGCUGUGGUACGAGGAUGGACAAAGGUCUACACGGUCACUACAAUGCCCCUUCAGUAAAUCUGAUUCUCUACAUGAAUCACAAAAGAACAUAUGGGAAAAUAUCACCGUGUCAAAGCCCCAUGUACAAAUGACCAGCUUUGGAGAAAUGUUAUCCUGGAACGUGUCUGCACCUUGCAGGCUGGAUGGUAAAGUGUGGCUGCUUAAGAAACACAGUCGAAGCAGGAGUGCCUUCAGCCAACAGCUGGAAAAUGGCACUGCAUGGAAACAAAACAUCAAGGGCCUCUGGGUGAACACAUUUGUGUUUGAAAAUGUACCCCUCCGGCCCUUGCCGUGUUUGAUGAUGAGAGUAAAGGGAAUGGAACAUGACCUAGGUCCAUUUUGUUUUGAUAACAAUGUUGCAGCUGGCAGGUGGCGCUGGAGUCUCCUAGCCACUGCUGUUAUGCUGCUGGCUUUCAUUACUGUGCUGUUGUUAUGGUCCUUUCAUAAAUCUAUCAAGGGAUGGGUGUGGAGCUGGCAACAUGGUGGGAUAGUAAAAAUUGGUAAGAUGCGUCAUGUUGUCCUGCUGAGCCCCCCAGACGUGGAUGAUGCCACUUCUAAGUUGGUGUGUCAUAUCGGGUCCAACCUCAGUGACAAGGGCUUCAGUGUGUCUGUCGACCAGUGGAGCAGGAGGGAGCAGUGUAAUUGGGGGCCUCUGCCAUGGCUGCAUUCACAGCUGCUGGAGCUUAACAGCCUAGGUGGCCGAGUUCUGCUGGUUCUGACACGUAGAGCCUUGGAGAGAACCGAAGAAUGGAUGCACUGGAACAAAGAUAUUAUCAACGAAAGCAUGGGGAACAAAGAAAAUGAUCUACCAAAGCUGUGGUCACCUUAUUCUGAUUUGUUCACAGCCUCCCUGUCCCUCAUUCAAGCUGACAAGCUCCUUGAUAGAGCUGGUAAACGUUUCGUUUUGGUGAAAUUUGAUUCCCACCCAAGAGAGACUCACACCAGAGACAGGUGUUUACCAGAGCUUCUUCAGGGGCUGCCACUGUUUAGUCUUCCCUCUCAGACUCAGUCUCUCCUAGCUGAGCUAACUGUGACAAAGACAGAGAGAGGAUCAUAUGGAGGAAGGUGAGGUACUCCAAUGGCUAAAAAGGGACCAAGACCAGC
This is a messenger RNA of Neolamprologus brichardi, 4613 nucleotides long. RefSeq lists its product as uncharacterized. The record is from RefSeq and is a predicted model, not a curated record. Gene Ontology annotation, molecular function: interleukin-17 receptor activity. NCBI's taxonomy places the organism in Eukaryota, Metazoa, Chordata, Actinopteri, Cichliformes, Cichlidae.